Rotaria socialis is the source of this 663-nucleotide messenger RNA. The record is from the annotation of a GenBank genome assembly. NCBI's taxonomy places the organism in Eukaryota, Metazoa, Rotifera, Eurotatoria, Philodinida, Philodinidae.
AUGACAGCCGUCUCACGUUCUCAACUGAAUCGAGAAAUGCAGAAUCUUUCUCCCAUUGCAUCAGAAGCUGAAUUCUUCCAACAAUUGUUACCGGAACAGACAGACAUGGCACGAUGCAAUAUAGUCAUUCUUGGUGAUUGUAUUAUUUUUGCCCGUAUUCCACAAAGUUAUAAAAUACCUUACUACCUUCUGUGUAAACAUAUCACAUUAGCCGAUCAUUCAACAGAUGUACGAUUUGCAGGUGAACUUUGGCAUGAUGAAAAUGCCAACUUUCAACUCAACAACAAUUCAGGCACCUAUCGGCCAUCGAAAAUACUGGUCGAAUCAGCUAUUGCGCUUUUCAAGCAUUUAUUUCCUUUCUUAGAAGUUCGAGGACUUUCAUGGGAAGAGAGUGCUCGCCCUCCUACUUUCGAUCGAUUUAAAUUUAAAUUAAAACAGAGAAUAACAUGUGAACUUUGGCAUGAUGAAAAUGCCAACUUUCAACUCAACAACAAUUCAGGCACCUAUCGGCCAUCGAAAAUACUGGUCGAAUCAGCUAUUGCACUUUUCAAGCAUUUAUUUCCUUUCUUAGAAGUUCGAGGACUUUCAUGGGAAGAGAGUGCUCGUCCUCCUACUUUCGAUCGAUUUAAAUUUAAAUUAAAACAGAGAAUAACAUGUUCGUAA